AGAGAGAGCUUAUUUUUCUCCCCGGUGUUCUUUUCUUUCCCGGCGAGAGAGGUCAAAGAAAUAGCUGAAGGCGGUUGGGCCGAGUCAAAUGUGAGAGAUGGGAAGUGGAGUCUCCACCCUCUCCUCUUGCUUCAGAUCGGCGACUCCGACUCCCGACCAAAACGACGUCGUCUUCUCCGCCUCGGAGCCCUUAGACGAAACCCUAGGCCAUUCUUUCUGCUAUGUAAGGUCCUCCGCCCGCUUCCUCUCUCCCACGCAGUCGGAUCGCUUUCUUUCCCCUUCCAACUCCCUCCGCUUCUCGCCGCCGCACGACUCUACCUCCGCCGCCCGCUCGGGUCGGGUCGGGUGGCACGAGACCGGGUUCAAGGCCAUAUCCGGAGCCUCGGUGAGUGCCAACAGCUCGACGCCGAGGACUGUGCUCCAGCUCGACAAUAUUUACGACGAUGCCACUGAGACUGUCCUCGGCGGCGGAGGCGGAGUCAGGGGCAGCAUAGUCAAUGGCUUCGAGAGCACGUCGUCGUUCAGCUCCUUGCCGCUGCAGCCGGUGCCGAGGGGCGGCGAGCCGUCGGGGCCGAUGGAGCGGGGCGGCUUCUUUCUCUCCGGUCCGAUAGAGCGCGGCGCUCUCUCCGGCCCGCUCGAGUCCAACCCUCCCGGACCGGACGGCGGCGUCCACUUCUCGGCGCCGCUCGGCGGUCUUUACCCGAAGAAGCGGCGGAAGAAGGGCAUUUCCGCGAUCCGGAAGGCGUUUUACCGCAACUUCGAGAAGAAGCAGCGGCCGUGGGUGGUGCCGGUGCUGAAUAACUUCGCCGGAAGGAAGGAGGGGCCGACGGCGAACGGGGAGGAGCACGAACAAGGGAGGAGCAAUGAGGCCAAUGUGCAGUGGGCGCUCGGCAAAGCCGGAGAGGAUCGUGUACAUGUGGUGGUCUCGGAGGAGCAAGGGUGGCUGUUUGUUGGGAUUUACGAUGGGUUUAACGGCCCCGAUGCGCCGGAGUUCUUGAUGGGGAAUCUUUACCGUGCUUUCUACAUUGAGCUUCAGGGCUUGUUUUGGGAGGUUGAUGAUGCUGAGGCCCAAGAAGGUAGUCACAUUAAUCAGCCAAAUGCGUGUCAAGAAGUUAAUGCUACUAACUCCGCUUCGGACGCUGGAAAUGAGGAGGUGAAAAUUGAUGGGGAAGUAGUUUUAGAAGGUGGAAAUGGGUCAAAUUUGAGUCCUUCUCCGGCGGGGGAUAGGACAAAGAGAGUGACAUUUCAGCCGGAGGGGAGGAGGAGGCGGUUGUGGGAGUUACUCCGUGAGGCUGAGGCUGAAGAAGGGCUGGACCUUUCGGGUUCAGAGAGGUUUGCGUUUUCUGUGGACGAUGCUCUUACUGUCAGCAAUGCUGGCACGGCUGGUUCUGCGGAGAGUAGGAGGUGGCUUUUGUUGUCGAAGUUGAAACAGGGAUUGUCAAAGCAUAGGGAAGGGCAGGGUAAUGGUAAAAAGUUGUUUCCGUGGAGGUUUGGUUUGGAGGAUAAAGAGAAGGUGGAGGUUGAGAAUAGAGUAGAGGAGGAGGAGGAGGAGGAGGAGAGGUCUGCUCCACCUGGUAGGAGAAGGAAGGAGGGUCCGGUUGAUCAUGAGUUGGUGUUGAGGGCAUUGUCAAGGGCGUUACAUGUGACCGAGCUUGCUUAUUUGGAUAUGACCGAUAAGGUCAUCGAUACCAAUCCAGAGCUUGCUUUGAUGGGGUCGUGCUUGUUGGUUGUGCUAAUGAGGGAUGAGGAUGUGUAUGUAAUGAAUGUCGGGGAUAGUAGAGCAAUUGUUGCGCAUUAUGAGCCGGAGGAAGUUGGUUCAAGCAAAAAGUCAGGUGAGCAGAAGGACAAUGGGUUGAGUGCUGAGGACAUAACUGAGGCGUCCUCAGCUGUGGGCGAUGAGGCUCCUACGCAAGCAAUGAGAUUGACUGCAUUGCAGCUGUCCACUGAUCACAGCACGAGCAUUGAAGAAGAAGUGAUAAGAAUAAAGAACGAACACCCAGAUGACAAAAACUGUAUUCUCAAUGAUAGAGUGAAAGGUCGUCUUAAGGUUACCAGGGCAUUUGGGGCAGGCUUCCUGAAACAGCCCAAGUUCAAUGCUCCACUAUUGGAAAUGUUUCGGAAUGAGUAUAUUGGUACCGCACCAUACAUCUCAUGUUUGCCUUCUCUUUGCCACCACAGAAUCUGCCCUAGUGAUCAGUUUUUGAUUCUCUCAUCUGACGGUCUUUAUCAGUAUCUAACCAAUCAGGAAGUUGUUUCUCAUGUGGAAACUUUUAUGGAAAAGUUUCCCGAGGGAGAUCCUGCACAACACCUGAUAGAGGAGCUUCUUUUCCGUGCUGCAAAGAAAGCCGGAAUGGAUUUCCAUGAAUUGCUGGACAUCCCACAAGGAGAUCGCAGGAAGUAUCACGAUGAUGUUACUGUAAUGGUCAUAUCACUUGAAGGAAGAAUAUGGAAGUCAUCAGGAAAGUACCUUUGACAACAUUAUACACAAGCAAGCAAUGUUCUCUGUACAAGCUAUAUUGCAAUUCAAAUUUCAGCUAGAGAUAGUUUGCAAGCAGUAUGGAAAGCUUUGCUGCUGACCGUAGUCCAUGGGGGUCCAUAAGGUUUUGUUUUCUGUCUCACAGCAUAAGCAUACAACUAGUAGGGGGUGGUAAUGGCAAAAGGCUGAUGUUAGAUAUCGUCAUCAAAAUAGAUGCAAGAUAUUGGGUUCAGUGAUGAAAAUGAGAAUUUGCAGAUGGAGUAGUUGGGAAAUGCUCUUUAGGGGGAAAAAUGUUUUAUUUUUGUCCCUUUUCAGUUAGACUUAAAAAGAACCAGAAACAAAAAAUUGCAAAUAGGUGCAGGCUCUUUCCAUUUCAUCUGUGCCUUUCUCCUUUGUAUCUUUUUCCGGAGCCGAAAAUGUGUUUUGUAAAUUGGUGGGGGUACAGAAUUUACUUACUGAACUUGAGCAUUCCCUUGUCAAUACCUGAGCUGCUGUAAUUUUGAAGGUGGGUUUUCCCACCCAUUGCGGAUACGAAGAGUUCAAAAUUUACCAACACCUGUGU
Molecule: messenger RNA, 3038 nt
Organism: Argentina anserina (silverweed cinquefoil)
Lineage: Eukaryota; Viridiplantae; Streptophyta; Magnoliopsida; Rosales; Rosaceae
Product: protein phosphatase 2C 29
Exons: 4
Coding region: 98-2473 (791 amino acids)
Biological process (GO): protein dephosphorylation
Molecular function (GO): protein serine/threonine phosphatase activity
Source: RefSeq, a predicted model, not a curated record